AUGGACGCCACCGCCUCGGUUAUAAAGGCGGCUUCUUACUUCGAGGGGACAUGCAACUCUUCAUCAACCCUCCUAUUGAAAAGGCGACCUCUGUGUGGCAAGUCAUCUCUACAACGGAAAGCACCACCCAUUUCCCUCGAUCCUAGCUCCAAGUUACCUCACCUGAAUGAUGAUCCCCCAUUCCCUAUUCUUUAUAACGAAGCGCUCAGUGUCACGAUUGACAUCUCAAUUCGAGAUGGAGGUGUCAAGAGCACUUGUCGCUCUCGUAUAGCCUGUUUGGUGCCGUUUCUCCUCAACAUGACCUUCAACCGACGCUCGCCCAUCCUCGUCCUCCUCCUUGUGCUCCACAACCUCUUCGCCAGUCUGGCUGUUGUUCUGCCUCCCUCCGAUAACAAGGCUCACGGCCUCCAAUCCUGGGAGGACUUACUUCCAGAGUCCAUCGAUUGUGAAGAGUUUAUUGACGCUCCGGAGUGCAGAAACCACGAUAUCAUUCGACGCAGGUCGACAGAAUGCACCUACACCGUGACCCUGCGUUCUAAAAUCUUUCCUGAUGAAGAAUUGGAAAUGUGCGCCCAUCCUAGACCUUCACUACCCUGCCGAAUGAAUGGCAAUGUUAUCUGUGAAGUUCCACCAAUGGAGGUGUCGAAAUUUGACCUUAUGAUACUCUAUCUCAUUAAUCACGAGUUGCAAGCGAGAAUCCUGCGUCUGCAGAAUCAGCAGGAAGCAGGAAGAGGCCUCAGCAUCGAUCUACAGCGCGAGAUUGAGCUGAUGAUCGCGGAUAAUGUGGCAUGGAUGUGCUCAAGAAAGUGCAACAACUCCUCGUGCGAGUUUAGCGCUGAGUUGCAAACUCAUAGGCGUACUGUGGGAAGCAUUCCAAGAAUGACCUCUCUGGUGACUGAAUAUCCUCUCUACGCUCGCAGCUCACGCCUUCAGCACAUUCAAAUCGACCUUCCGAUUGGAUCGUUUGAGAUAUCACGUCUACUGAAGAAGAAGGCGCCCUUUAGACACCUCGCUGUCUCCUCACUACCUCUCAUGGUGUCGUGCCUCAAAAACUGA
This is a messenger RNA of Echinococcus granulosus, 1056 nucleotides long. RefSeq lists its product as hypothetical. Bases 1 to 1056 code for a protein of 351 amino acids. NCBI's taxonomy places the organism in Eukaryota, Metazoa, Platyhelminthes, Cestoda, Cyclophyllidea, Taeniidae. The record is from RefSeq and is a predicted model, not a curated record. The transcript is spliced from 3 exons.